This is a messenger RNA of Phytophthora infestans T30-4, 690 nucleotides long. RefSeq lists its product as uncharacterized. The record is from RefSeq and is a predicted model, not a curated record. The transcript is spliced from 2 exons. NCBI's taxonomy places the organism in Eukaryota, Oomycota, Peronosporomycetes, Peronosporales, Peronosporaceae. The coding region runs from base 1 to 690 and encodes 229 amino acids.
AUGUUAUUCUAUAUCCUUCGUCGUGUAGUGCUCGUUGUGCUGCUAUCGGUAGCUACUGUUCAUGGCGAAGUGAGUUUUCCGGGCGUGGAAUUCAACGCCGCGAUCGGAGAACCGGCACAUGCCAGUAGCUACUACAACUACGCGCCUAACGCUCUCCACGACACGGAGUUCGUGCCGGGCAAUGCAAACGACGGCUUCGCCGACGAAACGAGCUGGUGGUCGGCCGGUGACAACGCAACGGAGCAGGUUUUCUGGCAGGUGAAUAUGAGUGCACUGGCUCCGACCCUCUCACGGAUCGUGGUGCGUUGGCACGGCUACCUGUCGCCUAGGAGCUACCGCAUCCGCGUAUCUUACGACGGCAUCGAGUUCACGAGUAUCAUCGCCGUGUUUAACCUCAGCAACGCCUACGACCGCGUGGAUAACCACACGGAAGGCCUCAAAACACUCGCGGCCAAGUUCAAAUACGUCCGACUCGUCAUGGGCGAUCCAAACGUCUGCAGCGACCAAUUCUCAUGCGUGGAUGACGGCGUGAGCGACACGACGAGCAACACGAACGAACGCGUGCUCUACGGUAUCCGGGAGGUCGAAGUCUGGGCCAAAGGCACCAGGAACGAGGCGUCCCGAGUGUCAGGAGUCGACAGCUCAGCGAUGAUUCUCGGCCUUGUCAUGUCGAUUUUAGUCACAACAUGA